AUGCUCUCAUGGCAAGUCUUCCAGAGCCGUGCUGGAAGGAAUGCACUUAGUGGCCGACUCAGAGCUCUCAUGACCAAAUCCGAAGAAGAAGGAGGAGAAGGAGGAGGAGGAGGAGGAGAAAAAGAUGGAGGAUUAGGAGGAAAUGAAGAUGAAGAAGAAGAAGAGGAAAUAGGAGGUGAAGACGAUGAAGAAGAAGGAGACGAAGAAGUGGAAAUAGAAGAAGAAGGAGGAUCAGGAGGAGAAGAUGAUGAUAAAGAUGAAAAUGAAGAUAAGAAGGAUGACAAUAAUAAUAAUAAGAAGAAGCAGAAGCAGAAGCAGCAGCAGCAGGGGUUUCCCCUACCCCACCCGCCCCUAUCAUACUCCCUCCCCCGACCACCCCCGUCGCCUCCUCCUCCUCCAGGAGGAGGAAGUCGAUGCCUUUUGGCGCAUCGCCAUGGCCGACCGACAUGUUCCUUCCCAGGCGGCCCAGAGGACGAGUAG
Macrobrachium nipponense is the source of this 480-nucleotide messenger RNA. RefSeq lists its product as uncharacterized. Bases 1 to 480 code for a protein of 159 amino acids. Lineage: Eukaryota; Metazoa; Arthropoda; Malacostraca; Decapoda; Palaemonidae. The transcript has 3 exons. The record is from RefSeq and is a predicted model, not a curated record.